Molecule: messenger RNA, 1629 nt
Organism: Heterocephalus glaber (naked mole-rat)
Lineage: Eukaryota; Metazoa; Chordata; Mammalia; Rodentia; Bathyergidae
Gene: St6galnac4
Product: ST6 N-acetylgalactosaminide alpha-2,6-sialyltransferase 4
Biological process (GO): ganglioside biosynthetic process; oligosaccharide metabolic process
Molecular function (GO): alpha-N-acetylgalactosaminide alpha-2,6-sialyltransferase activity
Source: RefSeq, a predicted model, not a curated record
CGCGCGGGUUCGUCUUCCCCCCGGCAGGAGCUGCCGCCGAGGCGCCGCCUCCGCCCCGGGGCCCCGGCUUCCAGCCCGGCUCGCCGGACAUGGAGCUCCGCGCGGCGGAUCGAGAGGCUCCGGCGUCCCCCGAUCUGCCUGCUUGGUGCCGAGCUGACAUCCCUUCCCAGCCCGAGCCCUGGGGACAGCAGCUCCAGGACUGCUGAGGGCCCGUGGCAGCAUGAAGGCUCAGGGUCGCCUCCUGCUCCUUGUCCUGUGCUCCUUGGUCGUCUCUGCCAUCUACAUCCUCCUCUGCUGCUUGUCCUGCCUGCCCCCAUGCCGGGCCACCUGCCUGGACCACCACCUCCCUGUGGACUCCAGCCCCACCGCGCCGGGGCCCCUGCACUUCAGGGGGUACAGCAGUGUGCCUGAUGGGAAGCCGCUGGUCCGAGAGCCGUGCCACAGCUGUGCCGUGGUGUCCAGCUCCGGCCAGAUGCUGGGCUCCGGCCUGGGUGCCCAGAUCGAUGGUGCCGAGUGCGUCCUUCGCAUGAACCAGGCACCCACCAUGGGCUUCGAGGCGGAUGUGGGCCGGCGCAGCACCCUGCGUGUGAUCUCGCACACCAGUGUCCCGCUGCUGCUGCGUAACUACUCGCACUACUUCCAGCAGGCCCGAGACACGCUGUACAUGGUGUGGGGCCAGGGCAGGCACAUGGACCGUUCACUGGGUGGCCGUACCUACCGCACGCUGCUGCACCUCACACAGAUGUACCCGGGGCUGCAGGUCUACACCUUCACUGAGCGCAUGAUGGCCCACUGCGACCAGAUCUUCCAGGACGAGACCGGCAAGAACCGGAGGCAGUCCGGGGCAUUUCUCAGCACCGGCUGGUUCACCAUGAUCCUGGCCCUGGAGCUGUGUGAGGAGAUCGUGGUCUAUGGGAUGGUCAGCGACAGCUACUGCAGGGAGCGGAGCCACCCCUCAGUGCCUUACCACUACUUCGAGAAGGGCCGGUUGGACGAGUGCCAGAUGUACCUGGCCCAUGAGCGGGCGCCUCGGAGUGCCCAUCGCUUCAUCACAGAGAAGGCCGUGUUCUCGCGCUGGGCCAAGAAGAGGCCAAUCGUGUUCGCCCACCCAUCCUGGAGGGCCGAGUAGCCGCCGUCUGACACCUGCCAGCCACCAGACUUCCACCUGGCCUGCAUCUCAUCCCAGGCCACCACACUCCACCAAGAGCAUUUAAUUUAUGGCUCUGCCUCCUGCCACAUGCCGGGUGGACCUCGGGCUCCUUCCUGCCCCACCCUGGGGACACCCGGAGCCAUCUCCAGCCUUAUGCGUUGAGGAGGACUGGAGGGGCUUCUUCUCCACUCCAACUCCCUGAGAAAUCAUGUCUUGAUUUGGGGGUUCAGCCCACCCACCACCAGGUCUCUCAAGUGGCCUUUGCCCCUGGGGCCAGUGGCCCCACACACCAGCAUCAUAACCUGUGCCAGUCCCUGUCCACCCCCUACCCAUUCCAGCUGUCUCUGGUGCCAACUUUUCAGGCAGGGGCUCUGGCCAGCGUAGCCAGGAUCCUGGGGUUUGUGGGGCUGGGGGGCCUCAGAGCGUGGGCACCACGGCAGUCUCCGGAGCGUACGGGUAAAAGCGUUUUCUGGACACUG